AUGUCUUUUGCGGAUAUACUCCGGAAAGUAAAAGGAGCCCCAGAACUUAAAGCAGUUGGUGAUGAUGUUCACUCCAUUAGGAAAACACAGAAAGGUGAACUUCUACUUGAAUUCAAAAGAUCAACGGAAGCAACAAUGGUACAUCAAGCUAACAUCAAGAGUAUACUGUCCGAAGAAAUUGAGGUCAAAACACUGACAGAAGAAGUCACAUUGGAACUCAGAUACCUAAACGAGAUAACUACAAAGGAGGAAAUAAUUACAGCAUGGAAAGAACAAAUAGGAGCAAUACAACCAUCGGCAAUAAAAACAAUAAGAAGCGCCCCUGGAGGUACCAGGACGGCUAUAAUUGUAAUACCAAAGAUGCAGGCUGGUAAAGCUGAGGAGGUGGGCAAACUACGAGUUGGAUGGACAGUGUGCCGAUUACUCAAAAAAGUAACCCCUAGAAGAUGUUACAAAUGCUUCGAUUUUGGACAUGUUGCAAGGAACUGCCAAAGCACUAAAGACUGGUCUAAACACUGCUACAAAUGUGGUGAACAGGACCACCUCGCUAAAGCGUGUCAAGAGGCCCUCACUGUCUUCUCUGUAGAAAUGACCAAAAUAUUGACGCAAACCAUACUACGGGAGGACCGAAAUGCUCUCACUACCUGUCUGCCCGAAGGAGGAUACUAA
Teleopsis dalmanni is the source of this 669-nucleotide messenger RNA. RefSeq lists its product as uncharacterized. The transcript has a single exon. NCBI's taxonomy places the organism in Eukaryota, Metazoa, Arthropoda, Insecta, Diptera, Diopsidae. The record is from RefSeq and is a predicted model, not a curated record. Gene Ontology annotation, molecular function: zinc ion binding; nucleic acid binding. The coding region runs from base 1 to 669 and encodes 222 amino acids.